UAGACUAAUAUAAAACACAGAGGAACGCAAACAGUGAGACGGAGUGACAUCACAAGGCAACCUGAAUCCUCCGAGUCCUUUUAUAGCAUUAUCUAGCCCCUACCCCUGUCUAGUGGCCUUAAAUGAGGGGAAGGGGCGAGUGAUCUGCUGAGUUGUGAGCUGGGCUGGCUGGUGAGGUCAUGAGAGGAGUAAGAAGGGAGAGGAGAGAGAGGUCGUGAUGGAGGGACGUGACCUGGCAGUGGGGGUCGUCACUGUGGUGGUGUCCCUUGUGUGUUUGGUGGCCUUUGUGGCGCUGGGGUGGUAUGCAGUGUGGCGGCUCUUCCUCUCCCGCUUCAGCUUCGUACGGGAGCUGUUCGGCAACCAGCAGGAGGCCGGGCCGUCAGGGGCAGCCAGUGAGGAGGCGUCCCGGGCCAGCCGACCUCGAGGCAGCCGGAAAAUAAGACGAGACUAAUGGCGUGAUGCUGUGUGCCUGGCGCUGCCCUGCCUAUGUGUGUGACCAGCCGAGUGAGGGCACACUUCUAGGAUGGGAGAGGCUGCCAUCACCCCCUCCCUUGACAGCAGAGUGCACCUGUCUGGCACUGCCUCAGCCUUGGUGUGGGCAGGCUGAGGUGCUGACAGUGAGUGCUGGACUUUGUUCAAGACACUGUUGGGUAUUCAUACAAUCAAAAAAUAUGACUUAAGAGAUGUUUGAGUUAUACGGUGAUUGCAAUCAGGUAACAUGUUGUAUCCACUUCCACCAGGUAAGAUAACUGUGCUGAGUGUCUUGCCUCACUCUUCUCUGACGUGCUGGGAAUCUGUUACUGGUCAGGUUUUGUAAGAUCAUUGCCAGCGCAUCAGAAGACUUGAGACGGAGAAGCACACAGGAGUGGAAGUGAGGAUGAGACAUACUGCACUCACUCCCAUUGUGCUGAGUGUCUUCAUACACUCUUCUUUGAUCUACUGGAAGUCUUCUAAACUGCCAGGUUUUGUAAGGACAUUGCCAGCAGAUCAGAAGACUUGAGACUGAGAGAAAACACAGCACAAUGGAAGUGAGGGUAUAGAUAACAAAUUGUAUUUGCUUCCACUGUGCUGAGUGUCUUCCCGCAGUUUGCUGUGACCUGAAAAUCCUAUCAUUUGUCACAGUGGAAGUGAAGAUAUAAAUAACAUAUGCACUAUUUCUUCCACUGUACUGAACAUCUUCCCUCACUCUGUUCUGAUAUGAACAUUUAUUAGUAACCUGGUUUUGUAAGUAGAUUGCCAAUAGGUCAGUAAGAUUGAGAGAAAAACAGUUCAGUGGAAGUGAGGACGUCAAGUCACUUGACUUAAAACCUCAACUGUUGAAGCAGUGGUGUGUUUUUGUGGCAGCCAGAGGAGGUGUAGCUGUACUCUCCAAGCCCCACCUCCUCGGUGUCCACCUGUGUAGCUCACUGCCAGCACAACUCUAAGGGAACAGUAAUAUGCAUCAGACGCCUUACUUAAGCACCAGUGGAGCCUAAACAGUUCAGUGGUGGAGCUCAGAAAAAUAUUACAUCCCAAAACAGCUACAAAAAAGACACCUCAGUUAGAUUCGUGAAUGUGGCCACUAGUACGGGGGGUCCUUGAGUUACAAUGGAGUUCUGUUCCUCCGCCAUGUUGUAAACCAAUCUUCAGUGUAGGUCUGAAGCAGUCUGAGCAAGCACCUGCAGUGUGCCACUCACCUGUGCUGAGGCUACAUUACUGUACAGUCAUCAUCUAGGACAUAAAACAUAACUACUGUACCUGUAAAAAAAAAACACUUGGAGGACAUACAGUAAGUAAAAAAUAAUUAAAUAAAUCAGUAACAAAACAAAAAUCAGCCAAGGGUCCAGACCAUCGUGAACUGAGGACUGCUUGUAUCACGAGUGUGGCCAUGAAGUCCAUGAGUGGGCAGGGUUUUGUAGCAAUGUGCCAAUGUGAAGCAAUGAAAAAGCUUGAUUCUUUGUGACUAAACUGACAUGUAAAAUAUUAUCAUUAAGUUUUUAGGUUUUUUUUUUUUUUUUUUUUUUUUUUUUUUUUUUUUUUUUUUUUUUUUUAAUGGUUCACAUGGUGGGUGGUGGUGGUGAUGGGGGGAGGGAGAGGUGGGGUGCAAUGACUCAGGCAGCCAGUGACCCGUGCUUCUGUGCAGUGCUUGUGAUAUCACCUGUGGAUACCAGAUGUAUGUGUGUGUGUGUAUGUGCGUGCUCUAUUUUUGUAUCGGUAAGAAAUAAAGGUAGUUGUUGAGGUGAAGCAACUGCAAAAGAAGAGAGAA
Messenger RNA from Scylla paramamosain (green mud crab), 2245 nucleotides. Its product is annotated as small integral membrane protein 13-like. Bases 218 to 451 code for a protein of 77 amino acids. NCBI's taxonomy places the organism in Eukaryota, Metazoa, Arthropoda, Malacostraca, Decapoda, Portunidae. The transcript is spliced from 3 exons. The record is from RefSeq and is a predicted model, not a curated record.